CUGGAUUCUACAAAACAUCAUUUCAUCAUGGGACAGCAAAUUUCAGAUCAGACACAGCUGGUUAUUAACAAGUUACCAGAAAAAGUAGCAAAACAUGUCACAUUGGUUCGAGAAAGUAGCUCCUUAACUUAUGAAGAAUUUCUUGGGAGAGUAGCUGAAAUCAAUGAUGUAACUGCUAAAGUGGCCACUGGCCAGGAAAAACAUCUUCUCUUUGAGGUACAACCUGGUUCUGAUUCCUCUGCCUUUUGGAAAGUGGUUGUACGGGUGGUCUGCACCAAGAUUAACAAAAGCAGUGGCAUUGUAGAAGCAUCACGGAUCAUGAAUUUGUACCAGUUCAUUCAGCUUUAUAAAGACAUCACAAGUCAAGCAGCAGGAGUGUUGGCUCAGAGCUCCACCUCUGAAGAGCCUGGUGAAAACUCGUCCUCUGUGACGUCCUGCCAGGCUAGCCUUUGGAUGGGAAGGGUGAAGCAGCUGACCGAGGAGGAGGAGUGCUGCAUCUGCAUGGACGGGCGGGCUGACCUCAUCCUGCCUUGUGCUCACAGCUUCUGCCAGAAGUGUAUUGAUAAGUGGAGCGAUCGACACAGAAAUUGCCCUAUUUGUCGUCUACAGAUGACUGGAGCCAAUGAGUCUUGGGUGGUGUCAGAUGCGCCCACAGAAGACGACAUGGCCAACUACAUUCUCAACAUGGCUGACGAGGUGGGCCAGCCACACAGGCCGUGACCUACAGCCCUGUGACCGUGGGCUACACACAUAGAGGAAGAACAGAGGUCUCUUGUGGCACAGAUACAAACUAAUUCUUCCCAUCUUCUUAUUUUUGCUAUUCUGAUGUGUCCCAUUUUUUAAAUAAAGUUUCUUUGUCUUCCA
This is a messenger RNA of Octodon degus (degu), 864 nucleotides long. RefSeq names its product ring finger protein 141 (gene Rnf141). NCBI's taxonomy places the organism in Eukaryota, Metazoa, Chordata, Mammalia, Rodentia, Octodontidae. Gene Ontology annotation, biological process: protein autoubiquitination. The coding region runs from base 28 to 720 and encodes 230 amino acids. Gene Ontology annotation, molecular function: ubiquitin-protein transferase activity. The record is from RefSeq and is a predicted model, not a curated record. The transcript has 5 exons.